UUGGUGACGCCUGUGGUGGCGGGUGGUGGUGAAAGAGGGUUGGACUCUGGAGAGAAGAGGGGCUGAACUGUAAGCUGUUGGCAGGAGCUGAGGAGCUUUUACACACGGAUGAAACCAGAGCAGAGAGCUGUUCUUUAGUUGCAAUAUCCUGCAGAAGAGCCUUUAGCAUCACUGGUUCAUAAACUCUUUGCUUGUUGUUGAGGAGCACAAGAUCGAAAGCAGCAAAUGUUUCCGGUCAGACAGCCUUGGCUUUGCAAAGCCCUAGGUUGUUAUGAUUGCUGUAUCCGCUGCCUGGGGGCAGUGCCCUACCCCUCCCUGGUGGCCACUCUGCUCUGCUUCACCGGCAUGGCACUGUUCUGUGGCUGUGGGCACGAGGCACUGGCCAACACAGAGGUUCUCGCCGAGACUUACUUCGCUCGUAACAUACAAGACUAUGUUGUCCUGGCCUCGUUUAUCAAGUACUUCCAGUACGUGAUCUAUGGCCUGGCCUCUUUCUUCUUCCUUUACUGCAUCCUGCUGCUGGCUGAGGGAUUCUACACCACCAGUGCCGUCAAGCAGACCUUCGGAGAGUUCCGGAGCACCAGAUGUGGCCGCUGCCUUAGUCUGACGUUCAUCAUUGUGACAUACGUCCUGGCAGUGAUCUGGCUGGCGGUGUUUGCCUUUACAGCCAUACCCGUCUUCUUCUUCUUCAACAUGGCACAGACCUGCCACACCAUCAACAUCCUAGCUGAGACGACACCCAGCAUCAACCAGCAUGGCUGGAUCUGCAUGGAUGCCCGGCAGUAUGGACUGCUGCCCUGGAAUGCAAUGCCAGGGAAGGCUUGUGGAAUGACCUUGGCAUCCAUUUGCAAAACAAAAGAGUUCUUCAUCACCUAUGACCUAUAUAUCGCUGCCUUUGCUGGUGCAGGGAUCGCUCUCUUGGCUCUGUUUAUGUAUGUGGUAGCCACCACAUAUAACUAUGCAGUCCUGCGGUUCCUGGGCAGGAAAGGGCUGCGCUGUUAAAAUCUGUGCCCUUUCACGUCUCCAUCACCCCAUAGACUGGGCCUGACGGGCGCAGUUACACAUCACACCACUGAACUCCAUCUAUCCCCUGUGAGACACACCUGCAACCUGGAUCCCCUACCUACUGCUGGCUGCUUCCCUGGAGGGCUCCAAUUACUGACACAUGGUUCAUCUGACCAUCUGGUUUAUCACCUCAGCCUAGCCUCAGAGCCAUACUUUAUGUAUUUCUGAGCACCUCCAAGACGUAUGAUACCUACUAAUGGUCUAGUUACUUUAGACAGAAACUAAAGUAGGGAGGUUGGUCAAAGAAGAGGGGUGGGCUCAAUCCAUGACUGUAUGAUAUUGUACGACCGCUAUUCCAUUCAUAACAUAACCCAAUGUAACGUAAUAUAUCAUGCUAAAUGGAGUGUCAAAGAUUUACGCUGAGAAUAAUACAGAUUGCCCUGAGACCACGUUGGGUCGUUAGAACUUUAAGCCCCUCCCCCUG
This is a messenger RNA of Oncorhynchus gorbuscha (pink salmon), 1489 nucleotides long. Its product is annotated as myelin proteolipid protein-like. Gene Ontology annotation, molecular function: structural constituent of myelin sheath. The record is from RefSeq and is a predicted model, not a curated record. Bases 226 to 1002 code for a protein of 258 amino acids. NCBI's taxonomy places the organism in Eukaryota, Metazoa, Chordata, Actinopteri, Salmoniformes, Salmonidae. Gene Ontology annotation, biological process: axon development; central nervous system myelination. Gene Ontology annotation, cellular component: myelin sheath; plasma membrane. The transcript is spliced from 7 exons.